Sus scrofa (pig) is the source of this 14052-nucleotide messenger RNA. It is a transcript of the gene FZD3, whose product is annotated as frizzled class receptor 3. Gene Ontology annotation, biological process: non-canonical Wnt signaling pathway; canonical Wnt signaling pathway. Gene Ontology annotation, cellular component: plasma membrane. NCBI's taxonomy places the organism in Eukaryota, Metazoa, Chordata, Mammalia, Artiodactyla, Suidae. Gene Ontology annotation, molecular function: Wnt-protein binding; Wnt receptor activity. The record is from RefSeq and is a predicted model, not a curated record.
CGCGCGCGCCGGCGCUCGCGAAAGCUCGCGGUCGCUCCGAGGCGCGCGCUGGCGGUCCUCGCUCGCUCCGUUUACCUGAGGGACCCGCGGCCGCCUCCGGCCGGCGCUGCAGCCCCCCGGGAGCCCGGCUCCGAGGUGUGAGAUAUUUCAAUCAAAGAAUGAAAUAGCUCUUCUUCUAAGAUGGAAUCUGUUGUUUGGGAAUGUGGUUGAUCAACUCGAUAUGUUGGCCAAAUGUACCAUAUGUAAUAAAAUGAAAAGAAGAGGCAAGAUGAUGUCAUUUUCCCAUGUUGUGAAACCAAAAACAAAUGCCUUUUGUGAGACCAAGCUAACAAACCUCUGACAGUGCAAGGAGUAUUUGACUGUUUGAAGAACUUAACAGUAAGAUAGAAGAAGUACUUUCAAGCUCAGACCUGCAGGUGUAUAAAGAUCUGAAAUACAUAUUGAGUAGGCCUGAUCAUCCGAAUCUCAUUUGUUUGAGGAAGCAUGGCUAUGAGUUGGAUCAUCUUCUGUCUGUGGCCCUUGACUAUGUUUGUGGGACAUACAGGUGGGCACAGUUUGUUUUCUUGUGAACCUAUUACCUUGAGGAUGUGCCAAGAUUUGCCUUAUAAUACUACCUUCAUGCCUAAUCUUCUGAAUCAUUAUGACCAACAGACAGCAGCUUUAGCAAUGGAGCCAUUCCACCCUAUGGUGAAUCUGGAUUGUUCUCGGGAUUUCCGGCCAUUUCUUUGUGCACUCUAUGCUCCUAUUUGUAUGGAAUAUGGACGUGUCACACUUCCCUGCCGUAGGCUAUGUCAGCGGGCUUAUAGUGAGUGUUCGAAGCUCAUGGAGAUGUUUGGUGUUCCUUGGCCUGAAGAUAUGGAAUGUAGUAGGUUCCCAGAUUGUGAUGAACCGUAUCCUCGACUUGUGGAUCUGAAUUUAGCUGGAGAUCCUACUGAAGGAGCCCCAGUGGCUGUGCAGAGGGACUAUGGUUUUUGGUGUCCCCGAGAGUUAAAAAUUGAUCCUGAUCUUGGCUAUUCUUUUUUGCACGUCCGUGAUUGUUCACCUCCUUGUCCAAAUAUGUACUUUAGGAGAGAAGAACUUUCAUUUGCUCGAUAUUUCAUAGGAUUGAUUUCAAUCAUUUGCCUCUCUGCCACAUUGUUUACUUUUUUAACUUUUUUGAUUGAUGUCACAAGAUUCCGUUAUCCUGAAAGACCUAUUAUAUUUUAUGCAGUCUGCUACAUGAUGGUGUCGUUAAUUUUCUUCAUUGGGUUUUUGCUUGAGGACCGAGUAGCCUGCAAUGCAUCAAGCCCUGCACAGUAUAAGGCUUCCACAGUGACACAAGGAUCUCAUAAUAAAGCCUGUACCAUGCUUUUUAUGGUACUCUAUUUUUUUACUAUGGCUGGAAGCGUUUGGUGGGUAAUUCUUACCAUCACAUGGUUCUUGGCGGCUGUGCCAAAGUGGGGUAGUGAAGCUAUUGAGAAGAAAGCAUUGCUGUUUCACGCCAGCGCAUGGGGCAUCCCCGGAACUCUAACUAUCAUCCUUUUAGCGAUGAAUAAAAUUGAAGGUGACAAUAUCAGUGGCGUGUGUUUUGUUGGCCUCUACGAUGUUGAUGCAUUGAGGUAUUUCGUUCUUGCACCCCUCUGCCUAUAUGUGGUAGUUGGGGUUUCACUCCUCUUAGCUGGCAUCAUAUCCCUUAACAGAGUUCGAAUUGAGAUUCCAUUAGAAAAGGAGAACCAAGAUAAAUUGGUGAAGUUUAUGAUCCGGAUUGGUGUUUUCAGCAUUCUUUAUCUCGUACCACUCUUGGUUGUUAUUGGAUGCUACUUUUAUGAGCAAGCUUACCGUGGCAUCUGGGAAACAACAUGGAUACAAGAACGUUGCCGAGAAUAUCACAUUCCAUGUCCAUAUCAGGUUACUCAGAUGAGUCGUCCAGACCUGAUUCUUUUUCUGAUGAAAUACCUGAUGGCUCUCAUAGUUGGUAUUCCGUCCAUUUUUUGGGUUGGAAGCAAAAAGACAUGCUUUGAAUGGGCCAGUUUCUUUCAUGGUCGUAGGAAAAAAGAGAUAGUGAAUGAGAGCCGACAGGUACUACAAGAACCUGAUUUUGCUCAGUCCCUCCUGAGGGAUCCAAAUACUCCUAUUAUAAGAAAAUCAAGAGGAACUUCCACUCAAGGAACAUCCACACAUGCUUCUUCAACACAGCUGGCCAUGGUGGAUGAUCAGAGAAGCAAAGCAGGGAGUGUCCACAGCAAAGUGAGCAGCUACCAUGGCAGCCUCCACAGAUCCCGUGAUGGCAGGUAUACUCCCUGCAGUUACAGAGGGAUGGAGGAGAGACCACCUCAUGGCAGCAUGUCACGACUGACAGAUCACUCCAGGCACAGUAGUUCUCAUCGGCUCAAUGAGCAGUCACGACACAGCAGCAUCAGAGAUCUCAGUAAUAAUCCUAUGACUCACAUCACACACGGCACCAGCAUGAAUCGGGUUAUCGAAGAAGAUGGAACCAGUGCUUAAACUGUCCUAAGGUGGAAAACCUGUGCCAUCUAAAAAGCAGCUUUUUAUCCUUUGCCUUUGCAUGACUGAUUGCUGUAACUCUCUGUUAUGAUGCUUUCAGUCAGGUGCAGUUUGUGUCCAUUGGAAAAGUAAAUUUUGCUUUUUGUAUUGCAUCAAACUUGGAACAUCAAGGUAUCCAAAAUGCUGAGAAUUAUAUCAUCACGUAAAUCUUAUUUCUAGGUUAUGAAGAAAUAGUUGUCUGGUAAGCAAUUUUAUAAACCCACUUAUUUUAUAUUUAGAAAAAUCCUAAAUGUGUGGUGACUGCUUUGUAGUGAACUUCCGUAUAAUAUCAGAUGGUUGUGAGAUAGCAUUCUGAUAGUUCUGUUAAUAAAACAAAAUUUCAGAAUUAAAGACAUUUUCUAUGCAAGGUUUAUUUCUCAGAUGAAUAGUAGGACUUUGUAGUUUUCUUUCCACUAAGUGAAAAAGAACUGUUUAUAAACUAUAGGAGAAUCUGAUAAAUCAGCAAGGGUAUUUUAGCUAAUAGAGUAUAAAAUCAUAGAAGGAUCUGAUUAGUCUAGAUGGCUCUUUUGAAAUUCUAUCAAAAUAAUCUUUCUGCAGAGAAAUACAGGAAUAGGAUUAGCAAUGGAGUAAAAGCAGAGAUGGGCAUUUUUUCCCCAGUAAUUGUGCUGUUUUUAUUACUUUUGUAAAUAUUACUUUUACUGGCCAUGUUUUUAUAACUUAUCCAUAUGCAUGAUGGAAAAUGUUUAAUUUGUAGCCACAUUUUCCAUGUAGUAUUGAUUCAGGAGAACUUCAUGUUCAAAUCCGUUUUGUGGACGCAUGUAAGAUAAGCAUAACACAUUCUAAGGUUUUUUGUGGUAACCAUAAUUACAAAAUAGCAAAAUGUCUCCUCUGUAUUCAUUGUUGUAUUUUUCUACAGUGAGAUUUGAUCUUGCCAAAGCCACCGGACCUUGGUAUCCAGGCCUCUCCUAUCAGUGAGUUGAUUGUCCGCACUAGCAUUGCCCAAUAGCCAAUAGGCUGCAGCUUUUGCCCCGCACCCCUCUUUUCAGAUUCUGGAUCAUUCUUGUUUACAGCUGAAAUAUAUAUAAUCUAAGUCCAAAGUGGUGAUUAAUUUGGGGUAUUUGACAAAUCAUUGUAGCAAAAUCAAGCAUGAUUAGUCUUGCUGUGAAGUAUCUUUUAAUCUUAAAAAUAUCAACUCAAAAAUGUUUGACAUUUUGUCUUGUGAUGUUGAAGUAAUUUGCAGUAAAAACUGUGAACUUUAUUAGGCAUGAAAUUAAUCAGAAGGGAACAAAAAAUUCUGGAAAAUGCUGGAUGUGUUAUAUAGAAAAGCAUAUUAAAAUAAGCAGUCCUCAACCCUGACCUUAGAUAAGAAUCACUUGGGGAAUAUCUGAUGCCUGACACUUUCCUCUCAUUCAGAUGAGAAUUGGUAGUUUUGUUUUUAAAUCUUUCCGGGUGAUUCUGAUCUGCAGCCAGGUUAUAGGUUGUUUUAAACUAACUUGCCCCGAUGAUGAUUUGAUGAUAUUAUUUUAUAUCACAUGAAAGUCUAGCUGGACUUAAUGUUAUGCUUUUAUAUCAUUACCUGAUAUAUAGUUGGAAUUCGGGAUCCCAUUCCAAAAGAUUCUUACUCAGUAAGUCAAAAGUGAUGGUAGGACUUUAAAAUCUGUAGUUAUACCACAGGUGAUUCUUAAUCAAGUAUCAAGAAUCACACUUUAAAAAAUAUUCUAAACUCGAGAGAGGCCUGGCUUUGCCAUAUGCUAGUUUUUUACCUUUAACAAGUCAACUUCUCUGAGCCUCAGUUCCUUUGUUUGUAAAUGAAGAUAGAAAAUAAAUACCUACCUCACAGCGUUGUUAAAUAGUGAUAUGAAAAAUCGUAUGAAAGCUCUUUGAAAACUGUAAAGUGAUACGAAAUACAAGGGAUUAAGAUUACUGAGGAUUUAAGAGAUUUGUUUGAGGGCUACCAUUGUAAAUUCCCCAACAUGUGUUUAAUUUGUGUGUACUCUUUUCUCUCCUUCUUUAAAACAAAAAUUGCCAAGAAAUUAGGUGUUGAAAAAGAAGCUUUCAUCAGGCACAGAAGUCAGUUUUCUGAUAAUAAUAAUUUGUUUGUAUAUCAUGUUUUUUUCUUUCAAAGUACAUCUUUCUUAAUAUUUAUUAUUCUUCAUGAGAUUUAUUUGAGCAUUUGGCUCAAAUGUUUUACUUUUUCCUCCAUCUUCAUUCUUAACCAUUGGAACUGGAGUUAGUACCCAAGACAGCCAUGUCUGAAUUCCCUCAUAUCUGACAGUUAGUAAACCUUUUCUAUGAAGGCCAAACUCAUUUAUAAAUCAGUAAGUAAUUCAUGAGGCCUUUGUCUGAAAAUUUCUCCUUAGAACAGCAUGGAGAGACCAAAACAAACAUUCAGACACAGAAAUAAGAAGUUAAUGUAGAAGGUACCAAUUUGAGCUCAAAGAUGUUGUCAUUCAGCACCAUCUGCAUCAUAUUAUCAAUUGCCAAAAUGUUAAUUGGUUUUCUUGUACAAGUGGGCCAAGUAUAAACAGUUAAGUGAACAUUGUUACGAAAAUUUUAACUCCGCAAUUCCUGAUUUUUAUAUAUACCUUUGUAUCUUCUCUAUUAAACUAACUGUUGGUUAUUUGUAAAUGCUAUAUUGGCCUUUCAGUUACUUUCAGUAUCUUAAUUUUGCUCCACAAAAUUUACAAAACAUUGUUUUAAGUAACAAUAUUUAGUUUGGACCGUGUGAUUUACCAAACUAGUGCUCCAAAUUUAAUUUUUUUUUCUUUAGAGAGACAGUUGAAGAACUAUAGCAGAACAACAAUUUCAAAUCUCAACUAGUUUUAAUCAAUUUGAGCAAGUCUAGACAGCUUUCUUACCAUAUGUUUAAUUUGUGUUGUGAUUGGCAUAUGAUAAUGUUUAGUAUUUUGUUUGUUCAGUUGACAACUGAGAAAAUAAUAGUUCUCUCUAAAACCCUGGUUAACAUAUAACCAAAAGGUGUUUGAGAAGUACUCUGAUUUCAGCAAUAUUGUAUUGAAUUUUUUCAUUGAUUAAAGCAAAAGAUUCAAAACAGUAUUAAGCUUGAAGCAAUUUCAAAGAACAAUUGAUUAAUAACUCGGCUAGCAGAUGGGAUAGUACAUAGUAGGUUUUCAGUAAAUAUCUAAAUUAAUGAGUAAUUCAUGUAACUCACUUUUACUCUAGUAAUGAGUCUUCAAAGAAACUUGAAGAGUCUAAAUUUAAACUAAAUGAAAUGAAGUCUCUAUCAGAAUAACAUGUGGCAAGUGAUAAUACAUGAAUUGCACCAAAUAAAGCUUAUUUCUCUUAGAGUAACAGUCCAUAUUACUAUUUUAAUUAAAGAAAUAUAUAUACAAACUUGUACCAACACGUUAUUGAUUUUGAAAGGUAAACAGCAGUUCUUGGAAGUAAGUAAGCAGGUUCUUGUUGGUUUUAUGUGAAGUUAGAUCUUUGUGACGUGUUGGAUGAAUGAAUAUUCAAGCAAACAUUUAUUAAUUUUCUAAAGCUGUUUCUUAGAGCAGACUUAUAAAAAAAUCCUAAGAAUCUCUUCAAAUUAGAAAAUUUUACUGUAUCUUAACCUACCUCGUUAGCUUCUUUGUGAUGGUAGCUGGAAAUAACUGAAAUUGUAACUAUCUUGGUUUAGGCUGUAUCCCCAUUAAAUGAAAGGAACUACUUAAAUUUUUUUUAAAAUAUAUAGUAGUGGAUCAUUGGCUGGAGCUUAGAAAACAUUAAUAUACCAAAAUUUCACUAUGAUGAUAUUUAUAUUGCUUUUGACAUGCCAAAGGUAUAUUUACAUAUUAUCAUAUUUGGUUGACUAACAGUCUAGAGUAAUGAAAUUCCACUAGGCUUGGAAUUCAAAAGACCCAUAAUUUGAUGUGAACUUAACAGCUCAUUUAAUUUCUCUUAGUCUCAAUUUCUUUGAUGUAAAAUGAGGAUAAGGUAAUUUUGGGUUUGGAAACCUACCUCACUGGAUAUUGUGAGUCUCAAAUGAGAUAACAAGAAUUAUAGUGCUCUUUAACCUAUAAAUUGCCCUACUGUUAGUAUUUGUUUCUGUUAGAACUUUGGGGUUACAGAAAAGGAGUUCCCGUCGUGGCGCAGUGGUUAACGAAUCCGAUUAGGAACCAUGAGGUUGCAGGUUCGGUCCCUGCUCUUGCUCAGUGGGUUAAAGAUCCGGCGUUGCCGUGAGCUGUGGUGUAGGUUGCAGACUCAGCUCCGAUCCGAUCCUGCGUUGCUGUGUUGCAGUGGCUGUGGCGUAGGCCGGCGGCUACAGCUCCGAUUCGACCCCUAGCCUGGGAACCUCCAUAUGCCACGGGAUUGGCCCAAAGAAAUAGCAAAAAGACAAAAAAAAAAAAAAAAGAACUUUGGGGUUACAGAAAACAAAAAUAAUGGUCUUUGGUGGUAUUUAACAAUAACAGCAGAAUAGGCAAUUAAACCAGUAUUCAUUUGGCACAAUCUUUAAAUCAAUAAUCCAAUUAUCCCUUUAAAAAUGAGGUUCUUCUUCAAGAUUUGCUAUGCUCUUUGAUUGUAUUGGCUCUUUAGUAUACAUUAUACUAGAGUAUGCUCUCAAAUUUUAUAUGGUUGAAUUGGUAGGUCACUUUCGAAAGAAAUUUGGGGCCCUCCAUUGUAUUUUUCCUUUGAUAUGGAAUGAUAUAAAUAUAUUAGCUUGGCUUCACUGAAAUGUGUAAGAAAUAUAUGCAGAGGAGUGUAGGCUCUAUUUUUUUUCCUUUGAGGACUUUCAUGUACCUAAUUCUUAACAAUUAAGAACGAGUUUUUUAAAAGUCAUUGUUAUAACUUGUGUUGGUUUUUUAUCAUGGCAAAACUUUGAAUUUUAAAUCAUAAAAUUAUCUUGUUUAUAUAUUUGUAUAUAUAGUUUUUAAACCUGAAUAAAAUAAGGAUUUCUCCAUUCUUUUCCACACAUCAACACAGAAAGGAGCAUUUUUAUAGAACCUAGAUUUACAGAGGACAGAGGAACUCAUGAUUCUUUCAAACUUCUUUUCUGCCCUUUUACAACUGAAGAAAAAGUGUUUACUUAAUUCAUAUAUGUUUCUUAGUAGCUAUAUAAUACAUUCUUGUAUCACUUCUAUUUUGUAUGAUAAAAUUAUUUUGACAUCUCUUCAUAUUUUAAUUCUCUUCCCUUUUUUGUUCUAAUUAUAUGAGGUUUUUUUUUCUUUUCUUUUUUUCUAAUUAUAUGAGUUUUGAGAAGGAAUAGGAAGACUAAGCAAUCUUUACAUUCCAUCUGACUGUAAUUAGUCUCCUGGAUUUUUUCUAAUUUAAAUUCUAUCCUUCUUUAAUAGCCAAAUUGAUACAGGAUUACAGUUUUUCUCUCAGGAUCCAAAGCCUUCUGGGAAAGAAAAUGUUAAGGUCUACACAGAACCAGCCAUCUUUGUAGACAUUCCUAUUUGUUUUAUAAAGAUUUAAUUUAAUAAGUCGAUAAGGGAGUUCCCGUAGGGCUCAGCAGAAACGAAUCCAGCUAGUAUCCAUGAGGGUGCAGGUCGCAGACGAGACUUGGAUCCCCCUGUUGCUGUGGCUGUCACGUAGGCCAGCAGCUGCAGCUCCAAUUCGACCCCUGUCCUGGGAACCUCCAUAUGCCUAGGGUGAGGCCCUAAAGAGCAAACAAAAAAAAAAGUUAAUCAGCGUAUUUCUUACUCUGUGAUCUGUAGGAAGUAAAAAUGUUAUUGCCAUAAAGGUAAAAGAAAGUAAAAUUCCACUUAUGUUUUAGUCAAAUCCUAUACCAGUACAUUACUUUCUAUGAGAGAGGAAUUCAAUCUAUUUAAAUGCAUUGAAAGAUAGUUUCCUUCAGAGUGGUUUUUUUUUUUAAAUCACUUUUCUCAGGAAGUAUAUUAUGUCCUUCCUUAAACAUUUUCAUUGAUAUGAAAGCAUUGUUCAUAAUUUUUUUCUCAUGUUAUUGGCCACUGUCACCAUUUUUCCCAGUUUUUUAUCUUGCAGUAAUUCAGAUUUUGAAGAUCCAGUGUUCCAUUAUUUUGGUAAUUACUAUUCACUAGUAACAUUAGUGUUUAUAAGGCAGUGAUAUCUUUCAAGCUUGUUAUUUUAUCCUAUUUCCUGAAGUAGGGUAAACUACAUUGUUAUUAUUAUCAUUUUAUUUUUUUUGUCUUUUGUCUUUUUGGGGCCAUACCCUUGGCAAAUGGAGGUUCCCAGUCUAGGGGUCGAAUUGGAGCUAUAGUUGCCAGCCUGUGCCACAGCCACAGCAACACCAGAUCCAACCCACAUCUGCCACCUACACCACAGCUCACGGCAACACUGGAUCCUUAACCUACUGAGCGAGGCCAGGGAUCCAGGGAUCGAACUGGUGUCCUCGUGGAUCCUAAUCAGGUUCAUUAACCACUGAGCCACAACAGGAACUCCUAUUAUUAUUAUUAUAGCUCUGGGGGUUUUGUUAUAUAAGUUGGCUUGUCGUUGACAAGCUUUUUGACAUAAAAGAAAAAACUUCAGAGCUUCAUAAUUUCUUUUUUUCCAAAGUGGCAGUUUUUUUAAUGCUUAGUGAAACUGCAUUAUGUUAAUUUUUUUUUUUUUCUUUUUUUAGGGCCACACCCUCAGCAUAUGGAAGUUCCCAGGCUAAGGGUCAAAUUGGAGCUAUAGCCGAAGGCCUCUGCCACAGCCACAGCAAUACCAGAUCCAAGCUGUGUCUGUGACCUACACCACAGCUCAUGGCAACAGCAACGCCGGAUCCUUAACCCAUUGAGCAAGACCAGGAAUCAAACUCGAAUCCUCAUGGAUACUAGUCAGAUUCAUUUCUGCUGCACCACGUCCUGCAUUAUGUUCAUUUUUAAAUACCACAGAACUUUGUGUCAGAAGACCUGAUUUCUAGUCUUGCCUCAGUUUUCAAUGAGCUGUGUAACUUGGAAUUUUACCUCAUGGACUUCAGUCUUCUCAUCUGUAAAUAGAAGAAAUAAGGGGAUUAGAUUAGGUCAUGUCUCAAAUUCUACCUGUCUCUGAUUUGGUUAUCCCUUGACUAUUUUAUAAUUAUUAUUCCAGGCUUUUAUUCUUGUUAUUCUUCCCAUGAACUAUAUUUACUAGGUUAGCCUGUACUGUUAAUGCAACUUAGACUAAAAUUGGUAGGAUUCAGAUAUAUUGCUAGUUUUGUUUUCCAUUCAUGAUUUUAAGUAAUUUUAAAGGAGGAAAAUUAUGUUACAGAUAAUAAAAGCUUACAGGUAAUUGACAUGACCUUUCUCCCUCACAAAAGAAAAAUGUCCUAAAGAACCAAUGUAAGCACCUUAAAAUUGAUAGAAAAAAUGACAUGUACCAUUUGUGAUCUUUGUUCUCUUAAAUAUGAAUGUAGCUUUUUAGGCUGAACUUAAAAUGUUUUCAAAGUAAAAUUAGUAAAAAAAAAAAAAAAAAAGGGGGGGGCAGUGAUAGCAGUAGCCCAUAUAACUAAUUAAAAAACUAUUUAAACUUAAUACAUUGACAUUAAAAUAAUUAUAAACAUAAAAAGAAUUUAAGAAGGGUUGAUUGAAAUUUUUCUGUUCAACAUUAAGCUGUAUUCUUAGGUUAAUCAAAUAAAUACAGUUGCCAUAUAGCCAAGGGCAAGUGAAUGUCCUGCUUUAAAAUAUUGUUAGAGGUAAAUGUGGUUCAUUAUUUUUAAUUUUUUUCUGGCUCUGCAGAAGAUGUUUCUCUAAAGCUUCCUUCUAUAAUAAAAUGUAGAGAUUCCAUUAGUUACAUCUCUCAGCAGAGUUAUUUUGUAGAUUUUAUUACGUUCUCUGAAAACCAAGCCAAGGAGGUUCCUGUACUUUUGGAAAUCAUUGUCUUUGUUCUAGUUUGUCUGCACUAGCUCCUGUCAAUCUCUUAAACACUUUUGUUCUGUACAGAUUUACAGUCUAGGUAUUGGGUUUGGUGUCUGUUUAGUAGAGAACAAUAAUGGAAAGUUGAUAUUGGAAGGUGUACUGGUUUCUGUGUAAUUUCUUUGGUUAUACUUGAUUCCUUGUCUUUGGUCAGUUCACUGGAUCAGGAAACUCCUGGACUUCCAGAAAUUAAGUUAGAUGCCCAGCUUCUCUCAUUCAGACAUGCCUAUAUUACAGUGUUAUCUUGACUUAAAAAACAACAACUGGGAGUUCCCAUUGUGGCUCAACAGGUUAUGAACCCAACAUAGUUUGAUCCCUGGCCUCGCUCAGUGGGUUAAGGAUCCAGCAUUGCUACCAGCCUCUGCGUAAGUCGCAGAUGUGGCUCGGAUCUGACAUUGCCAUGGCUGUAGUAUAGGCCUCAGCUACAGCUCCAACUUGACCCCUAGCCCAGGAACUUCCAUAUGAUGCAGGUGAGGACCUAAAAAGAAAAGAAAAAAACAGCAGCAACAACAAAUUUACUUUCAGUUCUUUGGCUCUGAAUUUUUUGUUUGUUUGUUUUUACAGUUCUUAAAUUUGAGUCUGAGGUCCAAACAUUUCAUUGAGUAUUUUAUGGGUUUGGGUGAUAAUGGAAUAUUCUGUAAGAUAAAACAGAUAAUCCUAGUGUGAUUUAAUUUAUAUUUAUCCAUCUGCCAUUUUUCUGUUUCUCUAACACUUAUCUUCUCCCCAGUUUUGAAAAGGAAGUCUUUCCUCUCUCCCUUACUUAGCCCUGCCUCAGAUAAUUUUUCUUUGAACUACUCUUGUCAGCAGAAAAAUUUAAUAUGAAAUAAUUCUAUAUUUCUAAGACAAGAUCAACACAAUAGUUCUUUACGUUGAACUGAGUGAGGUGAAUAUGUACUUGAAAAUAUUGUAUUUUUUUAAUGUGUGAACUUAUUUUUUUAAAUCAUGAGAAGGACUCUCUGAUUUGAAAAUAAAAGUCUGGAAGUUCCCUUGUCAUCAGGUGCUAUUUCUGCCUUAUCUGUGAAUUAUGAUCAGAAACCUGAAUUCUUUAUCAUUUAUCUUUUUAAAAAAUUUAGCUUCUCUAGGAUUAUCUGAUUUCACAGGUUUUUAACACCAACUUCAAACACCUUUUCUGCUUUUACUUUCAAUUGCAGAAUUUAAAUUUGAGAGUUUUUUUCCAAUGGAGUAUUGCAUAUGUGAGAAGGAGUGACUGCAGUAUAGACAUUUACUUUAGCAUGACAAAUAUAGGAAAACCACAGUCCCUUUCUCCCAGUCCCAAAAAGAAAAGUUCAUUUGACACUCAAAAACUAUUAAAUUGUCUUAUUUUUUAGUUGAAAGAGCUAUGGAAGCUGUUUCUUCUAAUUUAAACUUUUUAAAUUAAGAAAAUACCAACUUUGCUGUAUUUUAAUAUGAUAGUGAAUUGGCGGAAUUAUUUAUAUAACUGUGUAUGUCUACAAUUUAUUAUAGCUAAUAGUUAUUUCACUCUGUAAUAUGCAAUACCUGAAGCUCACAUUUCUUUGAUACAAGCUUUUUUUUUUUUUGAGCCCUUUUGUUUUUUGGUCUUAUUUUCUUAAUGCUGUACAGUGUAGUAUAUGUUAGGUUAUCAUGAUCAUCCCAGCAGAAAACCCUUCCAUAGAUGAACUGUUCUUUCUGAGAAUCAAGCCAAGGAGAUUCAUAUUAUAUGGUCUUAGUUGGGUAAUAAUAUUCUAGGCUAUGUGAAGUUGCUGGUUUUGUUGAUCUAAUGUUAACAAUUUCAUUAUAUAUAUUCAAGAAACAACCAAACAAAAGAUCUUUUAGAACAGAUGUGUUGACUUCCCAUUUCAGCUCUUUUAAUCAACUUGCCAGAGGCUUUAUGAAGGAGACUCAAACUGCAGAUAACCACAGGACUAUCAAGAAAAUUCUGUUUUGUUUUGCUGUUAAAUUGCCCGGUUUUCAAAGAUGUUUAACCAAAAUAACUUCAGUAAUUGAAGCAAAUAUCUUUGGGGAAUACAUAAGUUACAUAAGCCUUUCAUUAUGUCUGUGUAUAUAGUUUUUAAGCCUUCAUUACCUGAGAUAUUGUCAUACAUCAAAGGAUUAGUCUGUAGAUAUCAUUUAGAGGCAAAAUAACUACCCACCCCUGUAUCUAAUAUGGACUCAAAUUUUGCCAGCUAUAGAAUUUUAUCUUCUUGGUAGGCGUUCUAAAAUAAUGAAUACUCGUUUCUUAUGUAGUAAACAAAUUUGCCUUAAAAUACCAUUUAAAGGAGUUCCCAUUGUGGCUCCACAGGUUAAGAAUCUGACUAGCAUCCAUGAGGACGGCAGUCCAAUCCCUGACCUCUAUCUGUAGGUUAAGGAUCUGGCGUUGCUGUAAGCUGCAGAGUAGUUCUCAGAUGCAACUUGGGGAUCCAAUGUUGCUGUGGUAUAGGCCCCAGCUGCAGCUCUGAUUCAGCCCCUAGCCUUGGAGCUUCCACAUGCCACAGGUGCUGCCGUAAAAUAAUAAUAAUAGAAUACCAUUUAAAGAUUUUUUUCUGUGUCAGGUUAUAAGAAUUAAAGUAUGUGAGUAUAAAAAGCAUAUAAAAAUAUGCAGUGCCUACACAGGAAAUCCCCAAUUUUAAAUAGCUAUGUUCUAAGAUUGCAAAUUGGAUUGUUCCAAAAUCAGACUACAUCUCCUCAUAUAAAUAAUAUUUUUGUGAAUAAUAGAGGUAACAGUUUAGCUAGUGCUCUCCUGGUUUGGAAUAAAUUGUUAGUGACUAUAGAUAGCCCUUUUACCUCUCUUAAAAACAAACACAUUGCUGUUAGCACAGGUUACUAUCAAUUAGUAGAACAUUAAGUUUAAAAGUGGAAAUAAUUUAAUUAGUCUUAGCAAAACUAUUUUGAGACAAGAGCUAUCACUUAAGUUACCUAACUUGGGAAUCUGCUUCUCUUGCUAAAACCAUAUGAUGUCUGAAGGUGCUGUAUAUUUUCAGUGACCUUGAGGAAAGGAGCUGGUCAUUUCUUUUUAUGGGUCAUAUGCCGUCAGGGCUUUGCUGAUGCCAUGCUUUUCAGUUCAAGAGCUGUGUCCGGAACAUCCUAGAUAUCCAUCACCCAUACUGUUCUUCUAAGACCAUCUGUGUUGCAGGCUCAGUCUCUCUCCCUUAGGCAGGCCUCUCCUCCAGCUUUGCUCCUUGGUACUAAAUUUACAGGUGAGCACUAUUCAUUCUUGUUAAAAAAAAAAAAAAAAUUCCUCGUUUUACUGUUAUCAACAAUGACCAUAACUUUCUCCUUUUUUUCAAGAGAUAUAAAGGUAGAGAUGGUAUUCCUUUUUCAUUAAAAAAAAAAAACUAUAAUUUUUAAACAACUGGCACUUAGCAAUUUAGUUUUCAGACCCUUUUCUGAAUUAAAUUGAUGAGGUGAUUCUAAAAUUGAUUCUAAAGUUUUAAUCUUGCUUUAUCAUAUAAACAUCUAGUUAGAAACUGUUUAUGCUAAUAAAGACUUGUAUUUUGUGGCAUUCGUUCUUCAUGUUCCUUUUUUAUGUAUUUAAAAUUGUUCAUUCAUUUCCAAAUGAGUGGAAAAGUGACUGUUGUUGAGAUAUGUAUAGGGCAAGUGCACUUGAUUAGAGCAUGAACUGUAUUUUCACAUUAGCUGGAUGUGCUUUGCACUCUGCUCUUGUAGAUUUAUUUUGUUUACAGUAGACUGAUGUCAGUUUUUGUAAAUGUUUUUACUUAGCACUUUAACUGUGAGUGUACAAACUGAUUUUAAAUGUAGUGGUUGUAUAUUUUGGUUAUAAAUUGGAAAUUUGUAAUAAAAUUAAAUAAUUUGUUCUCUA